Messenger RNA from Doryrhamphus excisus (bluestripe pipefish), 14084 nucleotides. Lineage: Eukaryota; Metazoa; Chordata; Actinopteri; Syngnathiformes; Syngnathidae. The record is from RefSeq and is a predicted model, not a curated record.
UCUGUCCCGUUAUACAUCCAAAUAAGAAUCCAGUACAACUUUAUACACUUCAAGCGCAAAGCUCAUAGCGUCACAAAGUGACGUUCAUGGUCACCUACGGAAUUGCAAGUUGUGCGUGUUGCCGUGGCAACCGCAGAGCAGGUAAGAAAAAAAGUGCUUCAACUUUUCCUUCAGCAGCGAGGACGCUUUCGUGACGUAUACACACAUUUAAUAACACCCAAAAGACGAAUUUCGCUCAUUUGAAUCACGUCGCCGGAUAUAAAUAAACAGCUGUUAUUAAAGCCGAAUUUUCAGGGAAAAUGCCUAUUCAACACCAUCAAGACAUAUUUUGGAAGUUUUGCUGACAAUAUCACUGCAGCAUGUUUGCUGCCACUUCCCAGCUAAGGUCCCACCAUGGAACCUCUGAGACGCACAGCAGACUUUGGAAAGCCAACCUGUAAGGCAAAAAAAAAAGACCCCUCCCCUGUCGAUGCGAGCAGUAAAGCCACUUUACCGCCAUUGUGGCCCGUGCCGUAUUGCCUCUCGGCAUCCUCGCUGCGCAAGAACCUUUUUGAUCCCGCCACCAUUGUUUUUGACGUCCAGUCUGACACGACUGGUCUUGUGGCUCCAGCAGAAUCAGCGAAAGUCCUCACAGAGACAAAAUGGAUUGAAAGGCUUCGAUCAAGAGCCUCUGUGCAAUCAUGCACGGACAAUCCUGAUGACAUAACAGCAGUAGCACGGAGUUUUACAGAGAAAGAUGACUCCAGAGUCACAAUACGCCAGUUAUUCAGUCUUCCCGCCAUCGUGCCAUCUGAAAGUCCUCAUUCUGUGGCGAGAGUUGGAUCACUGAACAUCAUCCCAGAGCCGAAAUGGACAGACAAACCACCAAGGAACGCCUCUGCAUCAUGCACGGACAUCCCUGCUGCGACUGUUGAUGAUGAAGCGGCAGCACGAUGUUUUACAGAAAAAGACGACACACGAGUUGCAAGAAGAGAUUUGCUCAAUCUUCCUUUUAUCGUUCCAAGUAUAUCCUCCGGCAGCCCUCGUCUCGCAGCAUCGCGGAAAGGAAUCUUUGCGAUAAAAUGGACAGAAAAAGCCAGACCCAAGUCCUCUUUAUCAUGUGCUGACAUCCCUGUCACGACAGCCGAUGCGGCAGUAGAGAGUUUUACAGAGACAGAUGAUUUAAAAGAUCGAAGUAAAAAGGCUACCCUGGUUGAGAAGGUUCCUGUCACUGGCAUGGAGAUCGUUCAAAUGUUUGUCAAGAAUAGAGAUUUUGGAGAGCUGAAGCUGUUCUAUUUGAAGGAACCAGAGAGUGACACAUACAGACCCUAUGAUCUGCAAGUGGUCCCAGCUAGCGAGGCCGGUCCCGAGCACUACGUCUUCACCGCCAGCACGGUGCUGCACGUGACACAGAAAGGUUACGGUGGACUCAUUACUUUGGAAGAGUGGUACAGGGAGUCGGUGCUGUGGGCCGCAUUGCAGGCAUUCCCCUUUUUUAGGGCAUUUAAAUUGAGAAAUGCGUUCACUCGAUGGUAUAAAAAUGUCCGUGAGACUGUUUUUAAUCGAAAUUUUGAGAAAGUGCAGGGAUUACUGCUUACAAACAUCCCCCAGUACAGAAAUGGCCUCCUUCUUUUAUCCAAAACCUUAGAGGAUCUCAAAGGGACUCACCUACUACCUCUGGAUGUGUCAAAAACGUACACAUUGCUGGAAUUUCAGAAAGGACUGCACACCAGUAUGCAAGACGUUCUGCGCAACCUGAGGAGGUUAUCACAGUAUCGGGUUGCCAUUCUUAGUAAGGCCAAAGAGGAGAGUUUCAAGGUCCUGCAGGAGCUACAGCUGCACCUGGAGUACGCAGACAAGCAACGCCAUUGCUGCAAACCCAUUCACCUGCAUCAGGCUCACCUGCACGAGCUGCAGAAGGAGUUUGCACGUGCCGAGAGCAUCAUGCAGAAGCUGGGGAACUUUGCCACCCUCAUCGAUCAAAUCAUCGUGCAGAGUCUCAUUACCAUCAUCCUACAUAACACAACGUCUUUCCUCUGUGUUCUGAAGAGGGAAACAUCUCCGGAUGGAUGCCUUUUCCAAACUGACUUGUGUUUCGGUGAUGACAGUCAGCUGUCUCUCAACCCACCUUUACAUCUCUUCCAAGAAACCGUCAGUCAGGCACUUCAGAAUGUUGCUGACUCUAUAUACCAGAUGUGUGACACUUGUGGAUUUUUCCUGGAGGUCAGCAUCAGCAGUCUUGGUUGUCAAGACAAAAAACCUGACCUCAGCUGUCCAUCUCCUGUUGUCGGUGACUUUUUAGGUGGAAUACAGGACAAUGACAGAACGCCUGGUCUCACACAUUAUAGCUGCUGUCAGUGGAUCAACGAGCAGCGUCCUAACUGGACUAGGACGGCUCUGCGGGGCCACAGGAUACCCGGUUCCUUCUAUCCUCUAUCCAAAGAACAACUUAUGUGCCACAGCGCCGUCAGUGAUGUUUCCAAACACAUCUGCAGAGAGCAGGCUGAGCUGAUGCAGGAAGCAGAGUCAGAAAUGCAUCAGCAGUUAGAGCGUAACAAGUGGUUGGUGGAUAUCCACGUCUUCCUCAUCCAGUGGGGUCCUGCCUCUUUGGAGAACAUGAAAGGCCAACCCGCUACAUUGUAUCAGGAGCUGAUUGACAAGCUGCGCCACUGGUUGGAAAGAGUCCACACAGUCCCUUCAUUGAUCUCGACUUCCAAACAACUAUUUAUCAUCCACUGCAUCGGCUUGAAGGAACAUCUAGGACAGCAGUUGAGUUUUAUUGAAAAGGAAGUACAGGAACAGGUAGUUGAGCAAAUGAAACUACAUUCAGAAAGUCUCAUGUGUGACUUGGAGGAAGUUAUUACCGAUCUCAGGAUGGAGCCCAAAGACUUGCAUGACUUCGCAAAAUAUGCCGAUAUGGUGUGGAAGUCUAUGAACAUGCUGACGGAAACGCAGAAACGUUUGGAAUAUGUUCACUCCCUUCAGGACACUAUAUGCCAGAAUUACAGAGCGAUGACCACCCAGGAGCUGAAUUUGGAGCAAAGGAUGUUAGACAUAUGGAAUUGCUAUUACUCAGACUUAAAGCAAGCAGAAAGCAAAGUGUGCUCCCGUCUUCCCACUGUGGCUAAUGCAUUGGACACAAUGUUCCCAAUGUUGGCUUCCGAUCUCAAAACUAUGGUUUGUAAGGCUACUUCUGGGCCAUUCCUUGAUCCAAGGCAAAACGCUGACAAGAUGGCCUCCGAACUGAACUACAUGUGUCUGCGUGUGGAGACUAUCACAGCAAAUCUGGAACAGCUUUGCCAGACUGGAGAAGUCCUCCAAGUGGACUUGACCGAUGUGACAGACAUUAAUAAGCUGACCGCCCGUAAGGAGCUUUGGGAGCUGAUAGCGCUUUACAGACGAUGUUUACAUGGAUGGGAGAAGGUGCUCUUCAUCCAGCUUGAUGUAUCACAAUCCCAAGAGAACAUUUCCCAGUGGCAGCAGCAAGUUACAACUCUGACAAACACCAUACCUGCUGAUGAUGCAGUCCUGCAGGAGGCUUCAGAAAAUCUUGAACAUUUAAGUCGUCAAUUUAAUGUCUUGGCCAGGUUUCUCAGCCCUGCGAUCAAACCAAAACAUAGGAACAUUUUUUUCCAAGGCAUCGGGCUAACGCGUGCCUCUGAUAAAAACGUAACUGUUGCUCAGCUGAUUUGUCAACCGUUGGACGUUCCCCAGAAAUUCAUCAACAAGAUAUGCAGCGAUGCACAACAUGAGUAUGAAAUGGAAGAAACCUUCCAAAAAAUUCAGGAGGGAUGGAAAAACAGAAUGUUCCAGCUGCAUAAUUUAACAGGUCCUUGUCAGCAUGGUGAGUUAUCAGAAGAGGAUCUCACUUCGGACACCUAUUGUGAUGUCAAAAUUGUAAUUGGUUUGGAAAUUAUCUUCACUGACCUACAACAUGAUUUGAUGACUUUGACAAACAUGCAAAAGUCCCGGCACAGUGUGGACUUCAGAUUGGAGGUAGAAGAGUGGAUGAACUCACUACAAGAUCUUGAGAAGCUAUUGCAUUUUUUGGAACUAUAUCAGCAAAAAUGGAUCUUCCUAUCAAACACCUUUAAGGAGACAUCCUUGGGUGUUCAAAGAUGGGAUCUGCUGGCACAAUUUAAGUCAGUGGAUGAGACUUUCAAGAUUAUGCUGCAUUGUAUCGUCAAUCACUCCAAUGUGUUGAAUCUUGUUCAUCCCACAAUGGCUAACGACAAAUUCCACGGUGCAAGCCUUGGCCAAAUUCUCAUAGACGGCCUUUCGACAAUGGUGGCUAUUUCCAACCAGAUAGCCAAUCACCAUCAUUCUCUCUGCAGAGCCUAUCCAAGACUGUUCUUCUUAAGCAGUGGGGAAGUUGUAGAGCUGCUUUCUGUAAAAGUGACACCUACCUCUGUGUUACCUUUUGUGCGGAAGUUCUUUAAAGGGGUACAGUGUCUUGAAGUGGAAGAAACAUCUGAUACAGCGGAUCUGAAGGCAACAUGUGACUGCCACGAGCACAAGCGGGUACUUGGGGUUUUUGGCAAUCUCCUGGAGCACAUUACUUUUCUCUCUCCUUUGGAACUGAACCCCAAUCCCUUGUUUUGGCUCAGUAUGUUUGAGGAGCAACUCAAGUUCUCCAUGAAACAACUCAUGAAGAAAUGCGCUGAUGAACAAAAACACCUGGAACCAACCGGUGAAAACUCUGCAUUUGAUGAUAGCCAAGUUGGAUUAACUUUGCUGGAUCUGACUUCUAAAUACCCCCUUCAGUGUCUUCUUGUGGUGGCGGAAAUAACAUGGUACCGUGCCCUUCAUCUGGCUUUUCAGGAAUCAAACUCAGUACAGCUGAGUACUAUUAACACAUUCAACACUGCACAACUGGAAAAUCUUUGUCAGUAUCUAAGAGAUGCAGAGUUUUCAAUGUAUACAAUGACAUGCUUGCAUACUUUGGUCCUACUUACAAUCAAGCAUGCACAGCAGAUAACUCAACUCAUGCAAGUACAAUGUCCUCCAGAAUGCUCUUUUGAAUGGCUAAGUUACCUCAAGUAUUGUAUCACGUCAGAAGAUCAAAAUCUAAAAGAAACCGAUGAGCUACAAUGUUAUGUGGAUGUUAUGGACCAUCGACUCCAAUAUGGUUAUGAGUAUUUUGGUCCGGAGGGCUGGGAAAUGGUGCAUACCCCUUCCACAGAUCAGGGGAUGAUGGGGAUUCUCCUCGCAGUGAUGUGGUAUCGAUGUGGAUUUGUGAGUGGACCUAGCAUGUCAGGAAAGACAAAGACCGUACUCCAGUUAGGGAAAGCACUUGGCAGGCUCGUUGUGAUGCUACACUGUUGCCCAAACAUGGCGCCUGAUAUUUUUCAAAAGAUGUUGCUUGGUGCUCUUUUGACUGGAGCAUGGUUUGUGCUGGACUCUGUGGACAUAUUGCCUCAAGGUGUCCAAGCAUCACUGGCACAACAGCUAGAGGACAUUUACCAGAGUUUUUCUGGGUUGUCAAAAAAGAAGAAACAAGGUGUGAAAGAGCAGGAAAAGACUGAUCUAGAAAUGGUAUUUUCAGGGGUAAGCAUUACCGCUAACCCCAACUAUGGAUGUGUUCUCAUAUCAUCAAAGGAACACACCUCUGAGAUUUCACAAAGUCUGCGAUUUUCAACAAGACCCGUGGCAUUGGCUUAUCCCAAUUAUGGCAUUAUGACAGAGGUAAUGUUGACUUCUUUUGGAUUUACAGAAGCAGCGUCUUUGAGUCAACGUCUGGUGUGUCUUAUCAGCCUCACCAAGGACUGCCUUUGUCUUCCUGACUUCAGCACACAAGACCAGGGUGGCCACCUUGUUCUCUUGCAGAGUAUCUUGUCUGCCUGUAAAAAACAAUUCAAAGAAAUCAGUCUGGAUCAGAAAUUUUCAGGUUCGGCUAGACAAUCUCUGGUCAUAGAAGCUAUUCUUACAUCUCCAGAAAACGACAAUGCAGAAGAUUUUAACGAGGAUCAAGAACAAGCGAUUCUACCAAGAUUAUUGGAAGAGAUAGCUUUUGUCAAAGCGAUUCAUUCAGUUUUGUCGCAAAUUAUUUAUAUGCCUGAGAAAGCAUUACAGUUCAACUCCAUUUUCAAAGACAUGUUUCCAAUAGCUUGUCAGCUUCCUUUUAUCCUACAAUAUACAAAGGAAGAACAAGACAAUGGACUUAUAGAGGCAGUGAAAGAUGAAUUAGAACAUCAGUUGUGUCAGUCUAACUCAGAAAUAAUUUGCCAGGUUUGUACGCUUUACCAAACCUUGAGAUUAUCUCGGGCAGUUAUACUCGUCGGACCCUCUGGGAGUGGAAAGACUACUUGUUACAAUACCCUUGCGGGAGCCCUCAGUAAGCUGGCGGACAAAACAUAUAUCUCUGAUAAGAAGCUUAAAACCGGUAACACUUGUAUAGAGCAACAAACCUGGAGCUAUGUCAACACAGUGGUCCUAUUUCCAAAUGCCAUGUCUCAUGAGGAGCUAUUUGGCAGAUUCUCUGAUAAAACCGGGUGGCAAGAUGGAGCGAUGGCCAAGGCAUUGAGAGAUUCAGGAAGACACAAACUUAGAAAAUUAGAAGGAAAGAACCAAAGCCCUGACACCAAAGCAGAGAAAUGGCUUAUAAUGGAUGGCAAGCCAGUGGGGCAACCCGGCUGGCUCGAUCACAUGGCCGUACUGAGCACUUAUGAAGAACCGUCUUUAACCCUACCAUCUGGUGAAACACUGGUGCCUUCCGAGUCACACUUCAAGUUACUCGUGGAAACCACUGACCUUAGUCACGCAAGCCCCUCUGCAAUGACCUAUUGCAGCCUCAUUCAUUUCACCGGCAAUGAUCUUUGGAAAGAUGUGUGGACCAGCGAAAUGGAUUCUAUCUGUUACAGCCACAUUCUGGAUCAAGAGACUUUGAAAAUGUGGACUGAAUUGGCAGAAGAUCUUUUCCCAAGCACUCUCAGGUCACUGAUGAAGAAUGGGAUUUCUACUAAAGGUCAAUCCUACACAUAUGGGCUGACAGAAAUCAUGUCGUUCAUUCGAAUACUGCGUGCCCUCCUGCAGCAUUUUUCCAAGGAGCUGAAAAAGGAUGAAGUGCAAAAAGACACAAGAGAUACAGAUUUCUCAACAAACAAAGAGAUUUUUCUCCUGGCUUAUAUUUGGGGAUUCGGCGGGAAUCUUCAUCCAAGACUCUGGCCACAAUUCGACGAUGUUGCCCGCCAAGAGCUGGCUAAUUGUCGAUAUAAGGUUGAGUUCCCAGAAGAAGGGACUGUGUUUGAGUUCUUUUUUAACAUUGACAACAGGAUAUACUCCAACAACACAAUGUUGACAAAGUCCAUCACUCCCAAGUAUUGGAAAUAUACCUGUCUGCUGACCGUCAUGUUGGAGGCAAACCAGCCAGUGUUGCUUGCAGGAGAACCAGGUUCAGGAAAAAGUACAGUGUGUAACAUCCUGCUGCGUUUUGAUAAGCCGCACAUUAAACUACCUGCUAGUUCUAUGCGGGGUCCCACCGACCUGCGCCAUUUAUUGUGCGGAAUUAGCCACCAGAGGACCUGUCAAAGCACCAAGGGCAUGAUGAGCAAACAGCCUGGGCUGUUGCUUUAUGUGGAUGACCUCCAUGAAACACCAUGUGAUGUGACUGGGAAGAUUUCGACGAUUUUAGAGACUCUACGACAAAGUAUUUCAAAAUCAGGGGUUAUCGCUUGUGAUACUCACCACUUGGAGGUGCUUAGUCCUGGAACCAUUACCUACCUGGCCACCUGUUGCAUCUUAGAACUGGACAAUCCCCACGUUAACGUGAUAUCCUCCAGACUGUUACGUCUGUUCUCCAUCUUUGUGCUCCCAAGCUUAACCACUGAGUUGAUAUUGUCCAUUCAUUCGCCCCAGCUCAAACUCUGGCUCAAGGAUAUAUCGUUCAUCCCGAGUGUGACUGGCAUGGUGACCUGUAUCAUCACAGCCACUAAAAACUUGUAUGAAUAUGUUUGCAACCAUUUCCAACCCACUCCACAGAAGCCAUGUUUUAUGUUUUCCCAUAUUGACCUACAGAAAGUAUUUCAGGGACUAUGCUUAUGGCGGCCUGAACUUCCAAAAUCUGAAACAGAAGACCCAAAUUUACAAUGUAUAUGCUCUCCUAUUCUUCAAAAGCCUUUCGUCACAGAUCUUAACAUUGUACAUUUGUGGGUGCACGAGUGCAAACGUACAUUUAGUGAUCGGCUCAGCUCAGAGGACGACAACAAAACACUGGAGUCAUUCAUUACCAAGGAAGCUAGUGCACAGUUUAGAUUGCAGUUGCCCGAUGACUGCUACCUUGACGCUUUGACACUCUUUAUGCAAUGCUUCACGAGUCACACAGCACACUCAGACACAACUCCAGAACCAAAAGGAACUACAUUGACACAACCAUUGUCCCCUCUUCUGGAAAAAAAUCCCUGUGUAGUUCCAAGACGACAAUCCCAGUUUAUCCAGCACUUGCAAGAAGUUGCCGCUAAGCUGACAUAUGGCCCACAGUUUUUUGACAAUUCGAUAUUCAAAUGUAACUGUUCUUAUCAGCCACGAGAUAUUGAUGCACUCGCACAGGACCUGUCUGCUCUCAUAGACAUGAAAGAAGACAACAAAGAACAGGAGAUUGACGCCACCCUUACGUCCAAAUAUGUUGUACACAAACAACGGAUGCAUCAGCUGUUGCAUAUCAUCAGGGCUAUCCUCAUACCUGGAGGUCACGGAGUACUAAUGGCGUCAGACAGAAACACAGGACGUAAGACCACCGUGCGUCUAGCUGCCUAUGUCACGGGCUGCCACCUGAUGGAGGUACACGCCGGUAAUGAGGGCCAGUUGCACACAAUUUUAAAAGAUGCUGGGAAUCGAACUCAAGUCAGUGGAAUUUAUACUGUCAUCCUGGUUCACGAGAAUAUAAGCUCCUCUGUCAGGGAGGAGCUACUUGUGGCCCUUCGAGCCUACCCGGGGCUCUACACAGACCAGGAGCUGGCCAAGCUUGUUUCUCGGGUGACUGCUGUGAAUAAAACAAAAAAAUUCCUCUUGGACAGCUGGAUUUUUGACAAGUCCUUGUGCCAAAACCUCAGAGAUGUGCAUGUAUUCCUGUUGAUGCCUUUUGUUGCAACAGCCAACAGUGGGAACCAUGAAUGCAAGGCACAAAUGACCAAAGCGUUGGGCCUCUGCUGUGUUGAGCUGUAUAAGCCUUGGUACAACCAAUCUUUAGAGGAAGUUGCUGCUCAGUUCUUGACAAAAAUGAGCCAAAACGUCAACAUACAAGGCUCCUCACAGGCUGGCCUGGCUGCAGCUAUGGCGGGAAUCCAUCAGUCUGCAUAUCAGUAUGCAUCUGCUCUUCUAAUGACACAGCCGUUCAGCCCUUACACCUAUAUGGAGUUCAUUUCCCACUUUAGUUACAUCUGCAAAGUCCUGCACAAGGAAUUGGACGAUCGUACCAACAGACUCAAUGCUGGUCUAUCUCAUUUGGAUGCUCUGGACAUAAUCGCCAUGAAGUACAAACAAGAAUUAAUCAGAAUGCAGAGAAAGGUUGCUGAGAUACAGCAGCAUGUCAAUGAGCUCCAAGGAGCUAUAGACCAUCACAACAACCUACUUAAGAAAGCUGAAAAAAAAUGUGCCGCACAGGAGAGAAAGAUAGACAUUCUUGAGGCCAAGAUCGCUGCAUCUGAGAAAGUGCUGAGACCGUUUUUUGUGGCAGCCCUCAGCGUGCUAGAAAGUCUGGACCCGUUAGACCUAGAGGAGGUGCGCCACUAUAGAGACCCACCCGAUGGAGUGGUGAUGGUCAUGGAUGCCGUUUGUGUGCUAUUUGACCGUCCACCUGGUUGGGACAAUGCAAAAAGACUUUUUGGGCAGUGCAACCUGUAUAAGUGCCUGGAAUUGUUUGACUUUUACGGCAUUACAGACAGACAGAUGCGACAACUAGGUCAGUUAAUUGCAAACCCCAUGUUUGUGCCAGAGUGUGUGCGCGACGUGAGCAGGGCCUGCGAGGCUCUGUCCCGCUGGGUCCUGGCCGUGUACAGAUGUGGCCGUAUGAGGCAUCAUCUGAUAAUCAGGAAGCAGCUGGAUGGGCGGGCUAUGGAGGCAAAAGCCCGACUGCAGCAGAUCAAGAGUUACAUAGAGGACAUAAAUCGUCGUCUCGAAGAUCUCCAUGUUAAGCUGCAGCCUGUUCAAAAGUUGCUGGACGAGCAACUGCUGCUGUUACAUGAAGCUGAGGAAUUGGAGAGAAAGGCUUCUUACGCUGUAGAAUUGUUGGCGAGACACACUAAAGUAUGGAGAGCUGCAGCUCAGGAAUCACUGCUUGAGAGACAAAGAGUACCAGGAGACUCUGUGGUCCUGGCUGCCAUUAUGUCAUAUUUGGGCCCCUUUGCGGCUGAUACGCGCAUUGAAUUGCUGAGCAAGUGGAAGCAGUUGUGUCAGACAGGAAGCAUCGACACAAAUCCCAAAGACCCCAGAAAUUCCUUGUUCGCCUCGCCUGACAUCACACCUUCCGAGUCCAUCACAAGUUUUCCUGUCGCUUUAUCCGAGAUGCCGAGGAAUCCUCUGUGUCGGGCGCUGGGAAUUAAACAUGACUGGCCACUACAAGAGACCUCAUCCACCAGAUUGGAGAUGAAGCUCCUGCUGUGGGGCUGCAGGAGGAACUGGGUUAAACACUGGCCACUCUUGGCUGAUACACAGCAUCAUCUAGAGAUCAGCUCUCAUAAUGGGGUCAUCACAGGCGAAACAGGCGACGAUUCCAGUCUUGGGAAAGAAUUAGAGUGUGAAAUAGUAGUUUGUGCUGAUGAUCCGAGGCUAUUGGGCCACUUGAGCAUGGCUGCUGAGAAAGGUUUGAAAGUCCUGGUUACUCAUGUAGAACGUGCAACAGCCAGUCCACAUUUUCUUGCUAGACUGUCCCGUCCAGGUGGGUGUUGCCCCCCUGUGUUAAAACAGAACCCCCUCCAGACACACCGUGAUUUUUGCCUCUUCCUCAGUACCCACCUACCUGCCCGACUGCUCAGCAGCGCUGUCCAUCCAUCCAUACUGGCUGAGGUGUUUGUGGUUGACCUCUCGCCGAGCUCGGAUCAGAUCCAGGAGCUAAUGCUGACACAGCUACUGCAGUCGGAGUUCAAAGAGAUGCUGAUUCAACACCUGCGGAUACAGAAUGACAAGCAGCUGCUGCAGAAGAAACUGGCCACAGAGGAGGACUCUGUAAUGGACGCCAUCCUGCAGUCCAACGCCACACUGAUGCAGGAGUCCGGCUUCCUCUCACAUGUGGCUGUGAUCCAAGAAUCAAUGACAUAUGCGGAAACUGAGACCCAGCUUGUGAAUGAGGUGAAGGAGUACCUGGAGCCCCUGCUGGAUGCUUUUCAGCAGCUUGUCAAGCUGGCUGUACUCUUCUAUCAAGCUUUGCAGCAGGUUUCUCGCCUCUCCCCAGCCUAUUACUUUCCCUUAUCUGGCUUCCUGGCAGUGAUGCAUGAGGCCUUUGUUGAGAAGGGCAGAACGCUUGUAUCGUAUGCCACCGGGCAGGUUCUGGGGGGAGUCAUACCAGAGAUCAGAAACAAAAUGGUGGCCAAGUUGCUGUUCCACUACAGGCCGCGUCUGUUUAAAAGUCACGGUGCUGUUCUCAAACUGUUGGUGACUUUGGCUGUGAUGCAACACAACCAGCUCUGCUCUCCACCUGAGAGGACAGCCUUCCUCAGGGGAAUCAAAGAUAUUCAAAACCUUGAAACUCAUGCUGCACCAUCCUCAACAGAAAUACCGACUUGGAUAUCUCCUCAUGUUCACUCAGACCUCAUCUGUUUGGAGAAGAUGUCAUGUUUUAGAGGACUCAUUGACUCUCUGGCGUCUUCACACGAGCUGUGGCAAAAGUACCUGCGGUCCCCUUCCUCCGUUGUAGCAGGACCGGUUCCGUGUGACUCUCACUCCCAUCUGUCAUUAAUGCAGCGGGCUCUCCUCUUGAAGACCUUGAGCCCACACUGCGUGGAGGAACUUACCAAGGCCAUGGCUACAUGCCAGCUCUGCCCGCCUCUCCAUACAGCAGCGAUUAAUGCACCCCACUGCGGGAACCCAAGGGCUCUUCAUCCAUUUCUUGUCAACCACGAGGGACCCGUCAUACUAAUAUGGCCCUGUGUAUCUAAGGAUAAAUGGACAAGCAUUCAACCUCUCCUUUUGGUGAAACAGUUGGCCUCCAUUGCAGGAGACACAAAGGAGGUGAAAGUGAUUUCUGCAGGGCUUUGUGACAGCGAGGUCACCAUCGCAACUCUAGGCAAAGCAGUUAGAGACGGCCAUUGGUUGGUUUUUAAUGACUGUCACUUGCUGGAGCAAUGGGACGCUAACCUAGUGGCACUCCUUAAUCAGCUGGUGGCUCCUUCCAUCGGAAGAGGACACCUGAAAAAUCCUCACCCAAACUUCCGAUUGUGGUUUUUAACUGAAGAAACAGCCUCUUCCAUACCAGCGUCAGUGCGAAUGCGUGCCCUGCCUCUGGUUUGUGACACUUGCUGGGAUGUGAAGGAAGAGCUGAGCUGCUCUUUGCAACUUUUGUCAUCUGUUGCGCAGCGUCAGACAUCUACAUGCGUCAUGGCUGACAACAUGAAGCUCCUUCUGCGCUGUGCAACUUUCCAUACAGUUUUAUUACAAAGAGAAGCCUACAAACACCUCAGCCAGGCCAGAAUGUACAGAUGGAGCCAAGCGGAUCUUCUUGCUUGGGUGGAAGCUCUCAUUUCCAUUGCCAAUCACUGCCACGACAAGACUAAAGCUUUACAAUACAUAACAGUCAACCUUGUGUAUGGUGGCCAUGUUCUGGAGUCUAUAGAUUCACAGGUAGUCCAGAGUAAUGUUGAUACCUGCUUCAGCACAGAGUCACAUCUGGACAUUGGACCGCACACGCUUGCAAAUAUCAUCAGCAGCACUGAGCACCGUGAUUUGUCCAAACUGAUACAAGUCCUGAGUAGACUUCUCUCGAAUUCACUGGACAUCAGUGAUCCUACUCUAUUGGGUUUCAGUGCUGAUGUGCCAGAUGAAAUCAUCAAGCUCAAUAGCCAAAAACUGAACCUACUCCUGCAGGUAUCCCAGAUUCCUGGAGGUGGAGCCACAUCUUCCAGCAAGGACAUAGCGACUUCGCCAAAACUUAGCAAUGCCAGAGAGCGACUUCAGGCUCUACAGGACUACCUCACGCAUGAAAAUCACAUCCGUACAAGAAACGCGGGCGCUGUUUUCCAAAGCCCCCUUUAUGACUUCCUCCUGGCCGAGUGGAAUGAGCUCAGUGCCUCUGUGUUUUCGUUGAUCUCUAAGCUCAGACAGCCACUUCGAUACAUGUCGGAGACUGUUCUUUCCUUCCCCGACCUCACCGCACUGUCUCGUUUGGAGCGGCGGGCGGAGCUGCUCAGUGCUUAUCUGUGGCGUGACAACACUUCUGCUCCACGUAGCGCCUACAGGCUGUCUGCUUUCAGCAAUGCCAAGGGUCUUCUGGUGGCCCUGAGGAGAAGGGCCGCUCAACUGCAUCAUAAGUACAUCAGCGAUAUCGCUCUGCAUUUUGAGGUCCAUCGCGAGGAUGCAUUCUUUCAAAUUCCUCCAAAGGAGGCCGUUUACUUGUGCGGCCUGCACCUGAGAGGAGCAUCGUGGGAGGCACAGAUUGGAGCAUUAGAAAAUACACUCUCCCCUCAGCCCUGCUCCAUGCCUCUCAUUUGCGUCACGGCCAGAGUGAAAGAACUUAAUAUCCUACCUUCCAGGAGCGCUCUUCCCAUCUACCAGUGUCCCAUUUAUGUGGAGGACUUGGACACGGGAGAAGAGGGACUAGCUGACUUUAGCUCAGUCGCAACUGUUCCACUUCCUUGCAAUUCAGACCUUUCUUUGUGUAGUUUAAGGAUGGUUCGGUUAGUGAGUAAGCUGUGUGACAGUUAGACACACAUUGAUUUGCUGAACCUUGGUUUGUAUUCAAUAUGUGAUGUUGGCAUCCUAGAUUUUUAUAUGACAUUGUUUUUUUUUCAUUAAAAUGGUUGUCCUUUCAUGGUGAUAAUUAAGUAGAGAAUAAAAUUCCUCUGUACCUCCAUUAUUUCCCUAUUCCAAACAACAUUUCUGGACUGACUGCCUUAAAAAAUUGUCAGUUUGUCUUUCAAAGCUUUCUCCAAGUUGGUUGAGGCCGUAUUGAAAAUGUUUAA